Molecule: messenger RNA, 1240 nt
Organism: Syzygium oleosum
Lineage: Eukaryota; Viridiplantae; Streptophyta; Magnoliopsida; Myrtales; Myrtaceae
Product: NADH--cytochrome b5 reductase 1-like
Exons: 9
Coding region: 117-953 (278 amino acids)
Biological process (GO): electron transport chain
Molecular function (GO): cytochrome-b5 reductase activity, acting on NAD(P)H
Source: RefSeq, a predicted model, not a curated record
GAAGAGACGGAGCGAAGCCAACAGCGAGAGCUCGCUUCCUGCCUCCACUCUCUCUCUGCGAUUCGUCUUCCUCGAGUCGCCGCCGGUCGCAGCUCCUCGAAGCGCCCCCCCGGGAAAUGGAGCCGCUGCAGUCUCACCGCGUCGAAAUGCUGAGCAUCGCCGUCGCCCUCGUCGCCAUCGGAGCCGGCACCGCCUACUAUUUCUACCUCCAGAAGAAACCUAAAGGCUGUCUUGAUCCCGACAACUUCAAGGAGUUUCAGCUCGUCAAGAGGACGCAGCUCAGCCACAACGUCGCCAAGUUUAGAUUCGCUCUUCCUACCCCGAGCUCGGUCCUGGGGCUUCCGAUUGGGCAGCACAUGAGUUGCAGAGGAAAGGAUAGUGUCGGUGAAGAAGUCACAAAGCCUUACACUCCGACCACUUUGGAUUCUGAUGUUGGAUACUUUGAGCUAGUUAUAAAGAUGUAUCCCCAGGGAAGGAUGUCCCACCAUUUCCGGGAAAUGCGCGAAGGUGAUUACUUGGCUGUGAAGGGGCCUAAGGGUCGCUUCAAGUAUCAACCUGGCCAAGUGAGGGCUUUUGGGAUGCUCGCUGGAGGUACUGGCAUUACUCCAAUGUUCCAGGUCGCUAGAGCCAUAUUAGAGAAUCCUGGUGACAAGACCAAGAUUCACCUCAUUUAUGCCAAUGUGACAUACGAGGACAUCCUUUUGAAGGAAGAGCUGGAUAAUUUUGCUCAGAGUUUUCCUGAUCAAUUCAAUGUCUAUUAUGUCUUGAAUCAGCCGCCAGAAAUAUGGGAUGGUGGCGUUGGUUUCGUAUCCAAAGAGAUGAUUCAAACUCACUGCCCAGCACCAGCCAGUGACAUUCAGGUAUUGAGGUGUGGACCACCACCAAUGAACAGAGCGAUGGCUGCUUACCUUGACGAGCUUGGAUACGCUCCCCAGAUGCAGUUCAAGUUUUAGGCACAUGGAACUCCACCUUUCCAUUUGUUUGUAGGAUCAAAGCCUGUCACGAGAUUCAUCUCAGAUCGGAUGAUCAAUUAGCUCAUGGGGAUGAGGGAAUUAUUGAAGUCCAGCUCCGUAAUUAAAACAUUUUUGUCUUGUUGAUGCAGUCUUCAAGUGAUUUGCCCAACAACUUUCAAUGUUCUUAAUCUCCGUUUUUAUGUUAAACCGUGGUAGUGGGCACAUUUAUGGGAUUUCCUCUUAAAGCUAAUUUUGGAGAACUAGAAUAAAGAGAUCCUUAUCCUACA